Ylistrum balloti is the source of this 1137-nucleotide messenger RNA. Its product is annotated as zinc transporter ZIP3-like. Gene Ontology annotation, biological process: zinc ion transmembrane transport. The transcript has a single exon. Gene Ontology annotation, molecular function: zinc ion transmembrane transporter activity. Lineage: Eukaryota; Metazoa; Mollusca; Bivalvia; Pectinida; Pectinidae. Gene Ontology annotation, cellular component: plasma membrane. The record is from RefSeq and is a predicted model, not a curated record. The coding region runs from base 1 to 1137 and encodes 378 amino acids.
AUGUCAGGGUUUACGAGCAGACAGCAUUCCCCAAUGCCAGAAUCCGAAGUUGAUAUGGAUGUAGUUGUAGCCAAAAUCAUCUCGCUAGUGGUUCUCACUGUACUUACAGUGUUGUUCGGGCUAUUUCCUUGUCGACUUAUGCAAUAUUUCGCGAAAACAAUCUUCAAACGAAAAAAGAUUUUAGACUACAUGCUUUCUUCUUUGAAAUGUUUCUCAGGGGGAGUGUUUCUUGGAACGUGCUUUUUGCAUUUGAUUCCGGAAACACGAACUAAAAUAGACCAAAUGAUGUCUCAAAUUAGAUCACAUUCCACAUAUCCAGUUGCAGAGCUAUUGACAAUGGCGGGCUUUUUCGGUGUGAUAUUUACUGAGCACGCCAUUCGGGCGCUGUAUAAGAAACUCCAAGAAAUGACUGACAGUGAUCGAGAAUGGACAGAGAGUGAAAUUUUACCCACUACACAUUCAACAAUUUUAAAAAGUGACAUUGAAGGUGAAAUUGAAUCUCGAAGUUUGCACUCAAUUCAAAAUCAAGAUGUUGAAUCAGGUUCUCACGAAAUGAACAUGAUGAAUGAGAGCGAAGAGACCAAAGAAAUCAUGGACAUGGAAAUUGAACCUGCUCCUCUUCAGGAUUUAGAGGUCAAACAGGUAGUAACGGAAUUAAGUCGUGGAGAUGAUUCAAGCAGAGGUCACAUGAGGUCAGUACUUUUUAUAACUGCCUUAUCCUUUCACGGGGUGUUCGAAGGGAUGGCCCUCGGACUUCAAAGUUUGGAGAGUAAUGUGUGGGUGUUGUGCUUCGCUAUAAGUAUUCAUAGGGGGAUUCUAGCAUUCGGAAUAGGACUACAGCACAUGCGCAAUGAUGAAAAACACAGUACAAUGGUAUUCAGUGUAGCGUCCUUUGCUAUUUUGGCCGCUGUUGGAAUUAUCAUCGGAAUCGCGAUUUCAACAGGAGCACAACUGUAUACAGACGUUAACGUCCCGAACGCUAUUCUACAAAGUCUAGCUACAGGCACACUAUUCUAUAUCAUAUUUUUCGAUAUUCUUUUCAAGGAAAUGGACGGAAACAAGGACGUAAAAAAGAUGUCGUGUACCUUCGUGGGAUUCGCUGUUAUGGCUGUGAUAUUUGCUGUUACUAGAGAAUGA